Messenger RNA from Diatraea saccharalis (sugarcane borer), 340 nucleotides. Lineage: Eukaryota; Metazoa; Arthropoda; Insecta; Lepidoptera; Crambidae. The record is from the annotation of a GenBank genome assembly.
ACAAUCCGAAUGUCCAACUCAGUGCGACAUAAGAAAGGUGAUGGUCUGCGGCAAAUGUCAGCACGGCAUCUACAGGACAUUCAUGAGCCCUUGCCACAUGAGAAUGUUCCAGUGCAAUAAUAAUGAUGAAAAAUUAGAACUGAUGUCGCGAUAUCCGUGCGUGUUAUCCGCGCCAUACAGUCAUCCUGUCAAUGAACAAGUAUCCGAACCGAAUGAUGUUGACGAUAUACAGAGAUUCAUCUACUGCAGGGAAGCGUAUGAAUUGGGAUCUAAGACCAUUAUUGACCCAAGAUGCAGUGAUUUCGACAUGGGCAAAUAUUUUGUGGAAGAUCAGAACUAA